This is a messenger RNA of Cyprinodon variegatus (sheepshead minnow), 1806 nucleotides long. RefSeq lists its product as uncharacterized. The coding region runs from base 96 to 1460 and encodes 454 amino acids. Lineage: Eukaryota; Metazoa; Chordata; Actinopteri; Cyprinodontiformes; Cyprinodontidae. The transcript is spliced from 3 exons. The record is from RefSeq and is a predicted model, not a curated record.
UCACAAACCACACCUCUCUGGAGAUGUCCACCUCUUCUGGCUUCAGUGCUGCUUGCAGAGACUGACAAACACAGCAUCAUUCAGGCAAAAAAGCCAUGCGACCUUCUUUCUCUGUGAGCCUUGAGCCCGGUUUGGAGAGAGGCAUCCCUUGGGGUCGUGACCUUUUCACCUUUGUGACUUCAGCGGCAGGUCACAUGAUGCGAACCCUUGAAAAACCACGAAAGAGCCGUCCGUCCAAACGGCAGGUCAACCAUCGCCGCUUCCUGCACAACAUGAUUCAGAGGAAAUUCGCAGACAUAGAAGCAGCGAACCACCGGCUAUCAUCGGCCCUUUAUGAUAAGGAUGAAGAAAAAAGCACACCAGCUCUUUCGGAGCCAGAAAGUCCCCCUUCAGAAAGAGGCUCUCAGCAGGAGACGGAUCAAUACAGUGUUUACACUGAUUUAGAGGGGAUUUCAGAGUCAAGGAGCGGCGCCUCUGAGGAGAGGGAAGAGAAGCAGUUGGAUGAUAAACAUCUCUGGACAACACGUCCUCAAAAAUCCACCUGCACGGCUAAGAUGAACAACCAUAACAAAAUGAGACAAACUAAGGAAAAAAGAGGGAAAAAAGUAACUCCAUCCUCUUAUAUGAAUGACCAGAAUGAUAAAGACAGCUCUGAAGAAGUAGAGCUACUUCUGUCUGAAAAUCCCAACAACAACCAAAUCCAAAUGAAUCCUGUGAACAACAUUUCUGAAAACAAUCAAAGACUCCCCAAACAUCCCAGUUUCAUCCUUUUUGCCCCAAACGAGUACAGUUCUCCUCCUUUCUCCCCUGAGCUCUCUCCGUUGUCUCUUGACUCUUGUGAUUUCUCUGCUCAGAUGUUGAGCGACCUCUCUGGAUGCACACAGGAAACCAUCACAGAUGGUCUGACUGACAUAACCGAGCUCUACAGGGUUAGUAACCAGGACUCAGUGGGCUAUAUGGACGUAGAAUCCUACUUUGAACGUAUGUGUUCAUGCCAGGUGGAGGCUGGGUCGGAGGUCUGUCCGAAUGAGGAUACCACGGUUGGAAACCUGACAAACGACUUUACUGGGUCGGAGAACGUGCAUGAAGGGGAGUGUAUAUGUAGCCAUGAGAACAGCUGUGAAGAAGAUCGAGGAGCAACAGCCGAUUAUUUCCAAAGUCACCUGAGGAGUUCACAACUACCAGGACAAAGCGAAUACCCUGACACCAAGCAGGCAUAUCACGGCAUGGAGGGAACCCCCAUCAGCCAGGAGUACAGCAUCACAGAGCUCCAGACGCAGGAGGGGAACUCCUGCAUGCUGGUAAACAGCCUGAACCUUACACCGUUUGAGGGAGUGGCUCAAUCUUUCCCUGUUCCUCCUCAUCAUGAGCAUCGCCCCAUACUAACACCUCCUCAUGAGGAUGACUGGCUGUUUCCUGAUAUCAUGAAGGAUAGAGACCCUUACUACCCUUACUACUAAAGCCACACUGGCAUGGAGAUAUAAAUCCACGGCUAAGCCAAUAUUUAAGAGGAAACUUUGAGAACAAGUUAUAAAUAGCUAAAUUAAAUCCAUUACUGUUUACUGUCUUUAAAACAAAAUAAUGUUUUGGAGAUUGUAAAACAUGGAUUGCAUAGAUAUUUUUCACACUGUUUUCUCAACCCACAGGAUGAGUAGUUCAUCAUAAAAGUAUUCACACCCCCCUAAGGUAGCCAAUGAAGGGAAGCUAAAAUUGAAGAAAUUAGAUCUCUCUUUUUAAUUUUAAUAAUCUCUCUUAUUAAUUUGCUACCUUCUUAAAGAAGUUGGUUGAUUUACAGGUAUCAAAGUA